Molecule: messenger RNA, 1042 nt
Organism: Neocloeon triangulifer
Lineage: Eukaryota; Metazoa; Arthropoda; Insecta; Ephemeroptera; Baetidae
Product: transmembrane protein 41A-A-like
Exons: 5
Coding region: 177-923 (248 amino acids)
Source: RefSeq, a predicted model, not a curated record
UAAACAAAAAUAAUAAACACGAAGGUCACGAAGAGUUGAUUGCGAGUGCAUAUGAAUUAAAUAUGUAUUAAUUUCUUUAACCAGUCACGCACUUUGCCCUUCACUUAAUGGACACAUCAGCAUUUUAAUUGGAACUUCAGAAUCUCUCUGGCUGGAGAAAAGUCAAGCUCGGAAAAAUGGAUAAAAUAUUUUGCCUAAUUCCAAUCAUUUUGGUAGCUACCGGUUGGCUUUAUUUUCUCACCCGACUUGCUCCUGAAGUUGAAUUAGAGAAAGAGACAAAGCUGCAGUUUCCUGGAAACCUGCAGGAGCUCCAGGAUGUUGCCAAAUUGAUGUCGGCUUACUACUCAAAAAAUUGGUACUACGUCCUGGUUUUAUUCAGCAGCGCUUACUUGUACAAACAGUCAUUCAUGAUACCCGGUUCAGUUCUUCUGAAUGUGCUCGGAGGUGCUCUUUUCGAUUUCACAAUUGCGUUCCCACUCGUCUGCUUUCUAACUGGAGUUGGAGCUUCCUGCUGCUUUUUACUGGCCAAGACUUUUGGAAAGGACUUCAUUCAAAAGAAAUUUCCAAACAAAAUUACUUGGCUGCAGCAACAAGUUGACCAAAAUAAAGAACGACUGCCGUACUACUUGCUUUUCCUCAGGCUCUUCCCAAUGAGCCCAAACUGGCUGAUAAAUGUCUUGAGCCCCAUGGCUGGAAUUCCUCUGUCUCUCUUUGCUUUGACAGCUACAAUAGGUCUGAUGCCUUAUAAUUUUGUCUGCGUGCACUCUGGGAAAAUGUUGGCCAGUCUUAAAUCUCUGGACGAUUUGUUUAGCUUUUCUACACUUGUGCAAAUGGCCAUUCUUGCUUUGGUGGCUCUAGGGCCAAGCAUGCUGGUCAAGAAGACUAGUUUUACACAGCAAGCAAAGCACCAAAAAGUUGAAUAAAUUGUAAUGUUCCGACAUGUUUAUCUUAUACUUUACGUGGACGAGCAAGACUGCAUUAAUUUAAUUUUGUAUGUGAAAGUGUGAUAAUAUAAUGAAAUUUGGUGUUCAUAUAGACUAAA